Glycine soja is the source of this 520-nucleotide messenger RNA. RefSeq lists its product as uncharacterized. The record is from RefSeq and is a predicted model, not a curated record. Gene Ontology annotation, molecular function: zinc ion binding. Bases 78 to 491 code for a protein of 137 amino acids. NCBI's taxonomy places the organism in Eukaryota, Viridiplantae, Streptophyta, Magnoliopsida, Fabales, Fabaceae. The transcript is spliced from 2 exons.
CUCCUCCAUAUUUGCACUUCUAAUCAUCUCAAUAGACCUCAAAAAUCGCACCAUUUCGUUCUCUCUUACUAUCAACAAUGUCGCAGAGGAGCAAUGCAUCAUCAUCUCGAACAAGAGUUUCAUCACAAGUUGUUCUUUUUUGUGGUUGUGGUAGAAGGGUUGUUAGGCGUGUUGCUGGAACAAAUAUUAACAGAGGAAGGACGUUUUUCACUUGUUCAAUUAAUAAGGAUGAAGUUGGAUAUUGUGGGUACUUUAUUUGGGUUGAUCAAUUGAUUGAAGCACUUGGAGUUGAUGAUUCACUUGGGACAUUUUCCAUGGAACAAAGAAGACAAUUUGGAAGAGAGGAAGAUAAGACAAUGUGGAAGGCUCAAGUUAACUCAAAGCUUGAUUGUAUGGGGAUUGAAAUGAAGAUGUUUAGAACAAUUGUCUAUGGAAUGUUCUUAAUCCAAUUGUUGUCAAUGGUGGUGUUUGUAUGUAUUCACAAGUACUAGGAAUAUAUAUAUUAAGUGUAAUGAUGUAA